Acanthaster planci (crown-of-thorns starfish) is the source of this 13193-nucleotide messenger RNA. RefSeq lists its product as uncharacterized. Lineage: Eukaryota; Metazoa; Echinodermata; Asteroidea; Valvatida; Acanthasteridae. Gene Ontology annotation, cellular component: cell surface; plasma membrane; signaling receptor complex. Gene Ontology annotation, molecular function: calcium ion binding; Notch binding; G protein-coupled receptor activity. The record is from RefSeq and is a predicted model, not a curated record. Gene Ontology annotation, biological process: Notch signaling pathway; axon guidance.
CCGAGUCGAAUGACUAUCAUUAUUGUCGUAAGCCAGUUCUGCAUUUCAUUCGUUUCACGACACACCGCGCGAUCAGACGACAGGACCGGCAGGCGAGUAUACACACGACGAAGUUGAACGCAAAAAAACCACACAAGCCAGGAUGGCUUGGAAAAAGACGCUGUUCGUGUCGCUGCUGCUCGUGGUCCUACUGUGUACCUUUGAUCAGGCAGAUGCAUUUUGGUGGGGCCGAAGAAGAAGACGAAGAUCACCUCCACCACCACCAGCGCCCAGGUUUUCCUAUUGUCCCUCCUCAAUGACAAAUACAACGGACAAUGCUAACGGGAGGCGGGUAGUUGCCUACUCCAUACCACGGGCUCCUGGCUUCACUGUCAGGCGAACGUGUGGGCCAGCAUCGGGAAGUGUUUUCGAUGAAGGAGUGCACACUAUAACGCAUGAAGCAAGGAACAGUGCAGGCCAGAGAGCCUACUGUACAUUUAAAGUCACAGUAACUGUCCUGCGAUGUCCAAAUAUUCCAUCAAGCAGUCAUCGCAUGUUUAGCUGCACCAAGUCUGUCAUUAGCGGCUCGGAGUGCACCUUCAGUUGCCGGCACGGAUACAGGCUCGUCGGUUCCAACUCCCUAACCUGUCAAAAUAACGAGAGAUGGACCAAUGAUUUCCCAACGUGCCAAGCGAGGACGUGCAGUCCCCGACAAACCUCCAUCCCCGACGGAAAUGUCUCCUGCUCUGACUCCAACCUGUUUGGUAGCGUAUGCACCUUUGCCUGUAACCGCGGCUUUGGGUUUCAGCCUGGCGACACGGCCACCCGCACCUGUGGGUCAACCUGGUCCGGGAGUGUGCCAACCUGCAUAGAAUUGAGCUGCCCGCCCCUAGCUGCUCCCCCUCACGGCAGGUUCAGACAGCCCUGCGACAAUACCUUUGGUUCCUGGUGCUACUUGGUCUGCGAGGAGGGUUACAGUGUCGCAGGGAGCGCGUCGCGACGCUGCACAGAGUCUGAAACCUGGGAUGGCACCCCCACCGAAUGUCGAAUUAACAUGUGCCAGAAGUUAACGCCAGGUCCCGGCCUGCAAGUGGUCCCUGUGUACACCUGUCCGGCAGGGAACUCGGUACCCUACAAUAGCAUCUGCUGUUAUACCUGUGAGGACGGUCACAUCAUGCACGGAGCAUCAGCGCUGGUGUGCGGUGCCGACGGCAGCUGGCUGCAGACUUUACCUGUUUGCCAAGAAAUUACGUGUUCAAGCAACGAUCUUCCAGCUCCGGUCAACGGUAUGAAGAGUGGCUGUAGCGGGCAGCGUAUACCUUACGGCACGACGUGCACACUGUCCUGUAACCACGGAUACACCCCGACUACGACCACACAGAGAACGUGUCAGAGGGACAUCAGUAACCUGGGCGUGUGGUCUGGUGGAACAAUAACAUGCACAGCUGUGACUUGCCCUCCACUUGCAAACCCGCCCAAUGGUUUCAUCUCGACCUGUGUGCGCAACGGGCAGGAAUCGGCUGUUAGAGAUCGUCAGCAGUUUGACACAGCGUGCACUGUAGCGUGCGACAGUGGCUACACCCUACGGGGCACCAACACUCUUACCUGCGUGGUAUCUGGUGCUUGGACCGGGACCAGCUUGGAAUGUACAGACGAGACCAACCCGGUUGUGCAGUGCCCUCUCGACCAGGUCAUCUUUGCCGGAGAAGGGCAGAGUAGGGUCUCCAUAUCGUGGCAGUGGGAACCAGUUAUGGCGAGAGAUGCAGGGAGUGACAUACCUGCCAUUUUACAGAGCAUCGACUCGAACCCAUUCAGUGCUCCCAGGCCUACCAGCCUGGGGGAGGGAAUCCACUUACUUGUCUACUCUGCGACGGAUGCCUCUGGCAACACAGGAUCGUGCGUCAUGCGAAUCGAGGCCAAGGUUGCCAGAUGCCCCGGCUUGAAUGCUCCUACGAAUGGAGCCAUACAGCUCGUAGCGGGUCAAGGCUCGUGUGCGCAGGGCGCCGUCCACGGCUCGCAGUGCGAGAUCACCUGCAGUGUCGGACACGUCUUGUCAACAGGGGGCGCUACACUGAGAAGGCAGUGUAACCGUACCAGCGACCAAAGCAGCCAAGGGUACUGGAGCCUGGAACAGCCCACGUGCGAGGCAAACUCCUGUCCUCAUCCAGUCAUCGCCAAUGGCUACAUCACCGGUUGCCAGGGCAGCGCUGCCUCAUACGGGGAGUCUUGCGAGUUCCGAUGUGACCCAGGCCGAAGGUCAGCCAGCGGACACACUCGCCUUAGCCGUGAGUGCCAAGCUGACGGCUCAUGGAGUGGAACUGACUUCCAGUGCACAGAGAUGGUGACCUGCCCCGGCCCCUUCUCCGUCACGAAUGGGUCCGUAGAGCCCGCCCUCUGUCGUCAGGACCGGGCCUUGCCUUACGGUACAGUGUGCCGUUUCUCUUGUGCCAACGGUUUCCGCCUUCAAGGACCCACCAACAACACCUGCAGUGCAACUGGUGCCUGGGACAACCCCCACAGUACCGUCUGCCUGGACACACAGUCUCCGAGUUUCGACAGCAGCUGCCCACUCUCCGUAGUGGAGAGAAGCGACAACGGCUCCACGUCCGCCAUUGUGAACUUUGACGCACCGACUGCAACCGACAACUCGGGAUCGGUCACUGUGAAUAGACGAUCUGGCCAUCCGGCCCCAGGCAGUAGGUUCCCGGAAGGCAUGACCACCGUCACCUUCUAUGCAAUAGAUCCCAGCGGCAACACCGCACAUUGCGAUGUCACGGUGACAGUUACGGUGAACCGUUGUCAGAUGCUCUCGGCUCCGGCGUUUGGCUCCAUCCGCUGCAGCUUCGCCAGUCCGGUCGUGGGCACCGAGUGCAACUUCACCUGCAACAGAGGGUACACCUUGAGUGGAUCAACGACCGCAACCUGCCGGCUGACAGGCAACGGCAUGCGCUCCUGGGACGGGCAGACCCCUGCCUGUACAAUUGUACAAUGUCCCUCUCAGCCUACACCACCCAAUGCCGUCCAGCUGGGUUGCAGCAGCGACUUGUCCUCCGCUGAGACCUUCGGCACUGAGUGCUUCUUCUACUGUCAGUCUGGCUACCGAGCACUUUCCAGCGACGGCGGUAGAGCCCGCUGCCUGGAGAACGGAACCUGGUCCGGGACCGAUCUCGUCUGCACCGAGACUGAGUGUCCAACCCUGAGUCCGCGUGACAGAGUUACCCUGACCCCAGCCGCCUGCAACAACCGGCCAGUCUUUGGGCAAAACUGCUACCUGUCCUGCCCUGGGUCCGGCUAUGAAAUUGACCCCCGCGGGAGCGACUAUAUCACCUGCCUCAACAACGGAGACUGGUCCAGGAACAUCUCCAACACCACCUGCGUCGAUUGGCAAGAACCUCGCUGGGCAACUCGUCCGCCGAUCGUGAUCGUCCACCUCGAAAUUGGCCAGACGGCAGCUCACGUGAACUGGAACAUUACCGCCACGGAUAACUCUGGCACCCCACCGUCGGUGACUUGCAGCCCGGGACCCGGCCAAUUUUACCGGGGAGACCACUUGGUGAUGUGCACGGCCACGGACACGGCCGGGAACCAGGCGUUGCAUCACUUUGAAGUGAAAGUGCAGGGUUGGUAUACACACAAAGAGAACACUCAAUCUGACAGGUCAUCUUACAAACGGAUUCUUACCGUUGCCAUUAAUCCUUUGUAUUACUUGGUCAGCUGUGAUAGCCUGAUGCUUCCAAACGGCAUGCAAGUUGUUCCGCAGAUUUGUGCUUUUGGCAGUCCGCCAGCUGGUACCCUGUGCACCGUCCUCUGUCUGUAUGGCUUCGUUCCUUCUGGUGGGAGUGUCUUGUCAGUCAGAUGUGGACAGCAAGGGCUCUGGGAGGGCGGUCUGGCCAAUCUGCCAACGAGCUGUGAAGAUCAAGCGGCACCGUUCCUCACCUAUUGCCCGGGGCCAGUCUACGCCAAUCUCACCGACCCGGCUGGGGCAUUGGUGAGCUUUGACACCCCAACAGCUCAAGACAACGGCCUGCCCGGUACCCUGUCUCUGGUGAUCUCACCGCCCAAUAUCACCUCACCCUACCUAUUCACGGAGUCCACCGUAGUGAGCUUUACCUUCAUCGACACGGCCAACAACUCAGUCACAUGCAUGUUCUCAGUCCACCUCCUGGAUGAGAGAGAACCGGAGGUCAUUUUCUGCCCAUCCGAUGGCUACAGGGUCAUCGCUGUAGCACGCAUUACUGAAUUCACCUGGGAGGAACCCAGAUUCCGAGACCCAUCGGGAGACAAUCUGCUGAUCACCAACAACCGGGGACAAGGCAACACGUUCGACUUCCCCGUCGGCACUCACAUGGUGAUCUACGUGGCGCUGGACCCAGACAGCGGGAAGGUGGCCACGUGCCAGUUCACAGUGGUGGUCGAAUAUGCACCGUGCCUGCCCCUGAAUACUCCCGCCAACGGUGCCCUGGCCUGUGACUCGCUGGGCCGUUUCUGCGCCUUCCAUUGCAACGACCAGUUUAUGGUUCUGAGGACCAGUAGCCAUGAACCUGGCGAUGACUUUGAAUGCAGGCCGGACGGCACUUGGCACCCACCGGCAGACGAAUUGCCUGACUGUUCUGAAACUCGAAAUCCUUUUUUAACGGAUCUUAAGGCUAACUUGAAGUACUUCACGGGCGAUUGCACCAAUCAGUCGACCAUGGAGAGCAUCGCUGCUGCUUUCAUCAUGGUCCUGGAGGAUUCAGGAUCUCUCGAAGAGUGCAACCAACACAUUAACUGCACUGUCCAGAACGUGCAGGUCCACUGCGGGCCGCGCAGCCGUCGCCGCCGAAGUGUGGACCUUCCGCAGCGUGGGGACGUCCACCGGGGCCGCUGGCAAAGAUCAGCCCAUGCCCCACCUACAGGGUCACGGCGCAGGCGGCGCCGAACAACCGUUUCCUGGGAGGCGACCAUCAGCUUUGACAUCCGGGCCCCCUUCCUGCCUGCCACCAACGUCAGCAGCCGUGCAGUCGUGCUCGAGGCUGAGGCGGCGAUGAUGCGAGCAGCCGAUAGACUCUUUUACAGGAUGCUCAACGGAAGCAUCCCCCCUCUCCAGGUGCCCGGUUUAGACGUGGAGCUGGAUGAGACUUCCCUGGGGUACCGAUAUGCCGAGGUCCUCUGCGAGCAGGGAUAUAUUCCAGACAACGACGCCUACGUUUGUGCUGCUUGCACUGCGGGAACCAUGUAUAACGCCUCCACCGUGGAGUGCCAGUUGUGUCCCAGAGGGUCUUAUCAGGAGGAGCAAGCACAACUCACAUGUAUUCCGUGCCCCCCUGGAACUACAACGGCAGCUGAAGGGACCAAGAACGCAACUUCGUGCAGAGAAAUCUGUUCAGCUGGCCGUUUCUCUGACAACGGAAUUACCCCUUGCACCAGAUGCAUGAUGGGAAGGUACCAAGCGCAGCGAGGCCAGACGUCCUGCCAAACAUGCCCCGAGGGAACCACCACCCUGGACUUCGGAGCACAGUCAGUGGACCAGUGUUUGGAGCUUUGCCCGCCCGGCAGCAUGUCGGAUACGGGGCUGGCGCCAUGCCGGCCAUGCGAGCAUCGCACCUACCAACCCAGGAGCCAGCAACGGCACUGCAUCGUGUGCCCAGGGAACGGCACAACCCUGGGGGAAGGUUCGACAUCCGUAGACCAGUGCAUAGACGUGAAUGAGUGUGAGAGCUCCCCCUGUCCCCAAGAGGCCGCCUGCGUGGACCUGAUUGACGGCUACCGGUGCGAAUGCUUGCCGGGCUACGAGGGCGUCACCUGCCAGAACGUUGACGACUGCCGGAACCACCUAUGCAUCAAUGGUGCAACCUGCACGGACGGGCUGAUGAGCUACGUCUGCGUAUGCGACCCAGCAUACGAAGGCACUCACUGUGAGAUUAACGUCGACGAGUGUGUCUCGGCUCCUUGUCAGAAUGGUGGUUCGUGCCUAGAUGGGAUUGGUGAGUACCUCUGCCAGUGUGCGCCAGACUAUCACGGGAUCCACUGCGAACAGGAAAGGACCAGUUGUUCCCCCAGUCCAUGCCAAAAUGGUGGGACCUGCGAGGUUGUCGGUGCCAGGUACCAGUGUCGUUGCAGUCCAGGUUUCAGUGGCACCGACUGUGAGGUGGACAUCGACGAAUGCAUCAGCAAUCCCUGCUUCAAUGGCGGGACGUGUAACGACCUGCCCAAUGGCUACAGCUGUACCUGCCUGGCCGGCUACACAGGGCGGCUCUGCCAGACGGUCAUCGACUGGUGCGCCGAAUCCCCAUGCCACGAGGGCGCGACCUGCGUCGACCAAGGCCGUUUCUUCCGCUGCGUGUGCCCACAGCACCGAUCGGGACCCCUGUGCGACAGGACACCGUGCCAGAACAGCGGGCUGUUUCUAGAAGGUCUCACGGAGUUGUAUACCUGCCGCUGUCCGGCGGGCUACGAAGGUCAGAACUGCGAGAUUGACGUGGACGAGUGCGCAUCGGGGCCGUGCUCGAACGGAGCAACAUGCCGCCAACACCAGGUCAAUGCAUUCAUGUGUGAAUGCCCACCAGGCUUCCAAGGGGACCUGUGCACCAUCGACAUCAACGAAUGUGCGUCCAGUCCCUGCGGGAAUGGUAGCGCGUGCGAGGACGACAUCAACGGCUACACGUGCCUGUGUGGGCCGGGUAUGACCGGCGCCCGCUGCCAGGAUCCCGUGGACUUCUGUGUGCAGUCAGCCUGCCAGCACGGGGCCACCUGCCUCAGUAUCGGUACCGGCUACCAGUGUCUCUGUGGGGCAGGUUUCACAGGACCCGAUUGCCAGCUUGACGUAAACGAGUGCCUGUCAGGGCCGUGCAUGAACGGCGGUAGCUGCGCAAACCACGUGGGCGGAUUCACGUGCACGUGCCUGGGCGACUAUGUCGGGUCCCUGUGUGAAGUGCAUCGCAGCGAUUGCAGCUUCGAUUGCCAAAAUGGUGGGACCUGCUUGGAUGGCGUCACCGGAUUCUAUUGCGUGUGUCUGAAUGGCUUCACUGGUGCCCAUUGCCAGGUAAAUUUGCUCAAUUCCUGCAGCAGUCAACCCUGCCAGCAUCAAGGUACCUGCCUGGCCGGCCCCUCAGGCUACCAGUGCCAGUGCUUACCCGGCUACACCGGCCCCAACUGCGAGGUCGACGUGGACCACUGUGCCUCGGUCCCUUGCCUGCAUGCCACAGCUUGCCUCGAUGGUGUGGCCACCUACACCUGCUUCUGUGAGAGUGGAUUCAGUGGUGCCAACUGCGAUGUGGACAUUGACGAGUGCGCCAGCCGCCCCUGCCUCCACGGGGGGGUAUGUCAGGAUCUAGUUGCCGGUUUUUUCUGCUUGUGCCCGGAGGGCUUCAACGGCACUCUCUGUCAAGGGAUUGUCCCUCACUGCGGCGGGGAUCCGUGCUUUAACGGAGGAGUAUGCGUUGAUGUCAAUGACACUUUCCGCUGUCUGUGUAAUCAAGGCUCAACAGGCCAGUUCUGCGAGAUCAACCUCGAUGACUGCAACCCCGAUCCCUGCCUCAAUGGUGCCAAGUGCUCUGACGGACUCAAUGCCUACACGUGCCAGUGUCUUCCAGGGUACAGCGGCGCCAACUGCGAACUGGAAAUCAACGAGUGCCAACAAUCCAACGUGCAGUGUCAGCACGGCGGAAGUUGCGUCGAUAAGGUCGGGGACUUCGAGUGCUCGUGCGUCGCUGGUUAUGGUGGGCGGUAUUGCGAAGCGGAGACCGAUGAAUGCGAGUCCAACCCCUGUCAGAAUGGAGGAAGCUGUCAGGACGAGUUUGCAUCAUUCUCCUGUGACUGCCCGCUGGGCUUCACGGGUGCGCAGUGUGACAUUGAAGUCAACUUGUGCCUGAAUGGCCCUUGCAGGAACGGGGCCAGUUGCAUCCCCAGGGCGGGGAACUUCACAUGCGUAUGCCCAGCAGGUUUGAGUGGUUCACUGUGUGACUCUGAGAUUGACGAAUGUUCCAGCCAGCCGUGCAGAAACCAGGGUCGAUGUAUAGAUCAGAUGAAUGGUUACCAGUGCGAAUGCCUACCAGGUUACACCGGUACCCACUGUGGAGGAGAGUACUCCACAGACUUUGACCUCAAGUUCUCCAGCCCAGUGUCCGGUACCGACCUCGUGCGGGCAGUCAACCUGACCUCGGGUCAUCUGCCUGAACUGUCGGCCUUACUCUGGCUCCGAUCAUCCAAUUGCCACGGUGACUUGACCCUCCUGCUGCUGUCAGUCCCCGGAGGCCCGUCCAUCAGGCUGAGCCGGCCCAGCAACCUCACUUUGACCUUCCUCGGCUUCUCGCUGAACAGCUUCCAUCAGACCCCUGCCAGCGGGAUGGCAUCCACGCUUUGUGACGGACGCUGGCACAGCGUGCUGCUGACAUGGCGCGCCCUGGGCCCGAGGCAAGAGUGGGCGACGUACGUGGAUCAGUCGUUGGCGUCUGAGGGCAGUCUGUCCACUUCUUCUUUGGGGCUGCCGGCAGGGCUGUCGCUCAUCAUCGGUCCACAAACUGAAGAUGCUGUUGAUGAUGGCGUUGAACCCUUCGAGUUGGAGCUGAGCGGCGUCAACAUCUGGAGUCGUGCACUGAGUGAGGCUGAGAUAGCAGACAUAGCAUCGUCAUGUCGACCCACCUCAUCACUGGCCGACGUGUUCGCCUGGGGCCAGAUUCUAAUCAUAGCAAGUGAUGGCAUUACGCACACACUGAAGACGCCCUCUGAGUGUGAUGACUUUGAUGAGUGUUCGUCCAACCCGUGCCUCGCUGGUUUGUGCGAGGACCGAGUGAAGGGAUUUGCGUGCCACUGCUACCCAGGAUGGGAGGGAGACCAGUGCCAGACCAAGGUAGACUACUGCCGUCCCGACUCCUGCCUCAACCGGGGCGAAUGCCGGAGCGAGAACAUCAGUUACUCGUGCUCUUGCCCGAGAGGCUUCAGUGGCAAACGCUGCGAGUUGGAAGUCGUGAACGGCGGUUGGGGACCGUGGUCGCCGUUUUCCGAUUGCAGCAAGACCUGCGGAGGGGGACGCCAGUACCGAAUCCGCACCUGCGACAGUCCGCAACCACUCAACGGAGGACGGGCCUGCCCUGGAGAAGACCAGCAGUUGCUGCCCUGCAACAAUGGCAGUUGCCCAACUUGCAUCAACCUGAGACCUCCGCUGAAGGGCGUGUUGCAUUGCAACCGGACUGAGUCCAACGAGAGCCGCUGCCAAAUCGCUUGCAAACCCGGCUAUGCUUUCGACAGGGAGCCCUACAAGGAUUACCAGUGUGGGAAGAGUACCAGCUACGCCUGGAACCAUCAGUCGGUGGGCAAUCCCUAUGCAAAGCUUCCUUCUUGUGUCGAGGCAAUGAAUCCUAUUGGGACGGCUGCCGCAGUCACCGCCAACCUGUCACAGGUCACAUGCAACUCAGCGAGUCAACAGGAUGCAAUUUCAAUGAGCAUCUCCCAGAAUCCAGCAGUGACCAACAGAGACUGCGUGGCUGACCGGUCUUGUAGCUUCCGAGUGAAUGUUGCUAAUUGCAAGUAUAGCACGGGCCGUGCACCUCGCCAAACAGAGUCCAAUGUCCAGAUCCAAAUCGCAUUCUUCACCAACACAACUGGCAACAGCUCUGGACCUGGUGGAGGGGAUGAAAAUGACGUCACCCUUCAGGCAGCAGAAACUCUACGCACCCUCAUGCAGGUUGGGGGCUUCAUGCUGGAGGUGAAGGGCCAAGUGGUGCAGCCGGACCCAGACUCGGUGGAGUUGGACUGGGGAAGCAUUUGCCCCAACGGAUCGGUGGAAAGCCCGGGGGGAUACUGUGUUCGCUGCGGACCGGGAACCUUUCUGUUCGAAAGCCAAGUGGAACAGGAUACGGAGUGCCAGCCGUGCCCGGCCAACACCUACCAAGACCAGGAAGGGCAGAGGCAAUGCAAGGCGUGUCCGGGCGGGAUGGCCACCGACGGCAAGGGAGCCAGCAGCACCAGCGAGUGCUACACCCAAUGCAACGCGGGGAUGUACCGAGUGAGGGGAGACGUGAUUACAGACAGUCACUGUGAGCUCUGCCCACGUAACACCUACAGUCCCACCAGGGGGAUGGACUUCUGCCUGCUGUGCCCGCCAGAUACGGUUACCAAGGAGACGGGUGCCAGUCGCGAGACGGCGUGUCAAGAGCCAGUGGCUUCCACAGAGAUUCCUACACAAACAACUCCUCCCGAUGGUCCCAAUGAUUCCCUGUCGGCCAUCAUCGGUGUCAGCGUUGCCGUCAUUGUCCUGGCUGUUUUCAUCACCGGUUUUUGCUGGUAUUACAUCGCUCGUCGCCGGCCUGACGUGUCUCAGCGAUCACAGCAGCCCACCAUUCCUUUAAACAGUGUGGAACACAAUUAUGCAAACGUCAGAGAGUAAAUCUAGCUGUAAGGAAGUGGACGACUAGGGCUGCUUGGAACUGGCUGUGCCCACUGCCAGGAGGGUUACAUGUACAUGCAUUCGUGUGAGUACCAAUCAAGGCACCAGAUACUAUAAUGCUCUAGGUACAGGUGCCUUACCUUUGACAAGCAGGUGGCCCAAGACUUGUUUUACCCCCAGAGAUGAAGUGCAAGAGUUUGUAAGACUUUUGCAGGUCCUUUGUAUUACAUUUUUCAAUGCUAAGAUUCCUUUUUGCUAGCUGCAUUUCGGUACUUCCGUCUCCGGUGUUGGGGCCAGCUAGCCUGUUUUCUUAUUACUUUCCCCGGGCAAAAUGCUUAUUUUCUUCAACAUUGUAAACAUUUUGGUGACAUAGUAGGCCUAAGCAGGGUCGAGUCUUCACUCUCAUUUAUACAGGAUGCUUGUUACCAGAAUGGAUUUGUUUGGAAUUGCCGCUGUAACAUGUAUACCCAGAAUCCUAAAACGGUACAUACUGGAAUAUCAGAGAACUUGUAAUGAUUUGAUGUUAAAAGUGAAAGAAAAACAGAAUUGGAUACUUCCGAAAUGUUUGAAAAACUGUAAUAUUUAAAAACACUAGGUUACGCCCUUGCAAUUUUUUUUUUAAUUUUGGCUGAAAUUUCGGAAAAUAAUGAAUUGAAAAAAGUGUGCCCGGAAUCAUGCCAACCCCCUAAAUUUCUGGACUUGGGACUAAAAACGUCAAAAGGUAUUUCCGCGUUGUUUGCAGAAGACAAUUGCGAUAUUUCAGUAGCAACAAUAAGGAAAACCGUUGCGAUUUUCUGUCAAAACACUGGCCCCAAAAAAUGUAGUUGAACUUCUGUGGCAAUUGCAAGGGGAAUGACACAGAGUCCUCUAUUACAAGAAUUCUCUUGGCCAUGGUUCUAUAAAAAGGGCUCAAAAAAGUGGCAUUUUCCUUCAUCUGUCUGAGCUAAACUUUCUACAAGAUCAGACAGGUGACCUCUUCAAUCACACAGUGUUUGUGAAAACAAGUCGGCCUUUAACCCCUUUACGCCGGGACGCGUUAAAACAUGCCAUAAAAAUUUUCAGCUAUUAUUCUCAGCCCAUGCUCGAGCGAACACGGUGAAAGAAGGCAGACCCUGGCUCUUGUGUAUAUGAUAAUUGGUCUUUGUGUGUAGCCCAGAAAUGAAAAGACCGAAUUUGGACCAUAAAUACCAGCUUCACAAUACUCCCCACUUUGAAAAGAGGCAAUGGGAAUGUGGAAGCUUGAGUAGAGCCGCAUGCCACCGAACAAUCAGCCUUUUCACUGUGUAAGUCAAAGCUUUCAGAGCAGGCUGGGCCACAAACCGAGAAUUUGCGGUUUAGCAGGUGGCCUUCGUGGCCAAGCGAGGUUGGAAUUCUUGGAGUUGGCUUUCGGAAAGAAAUUCCCGCCGAGAAGGGGUUAAAACACCGGUCUCGAUGCCAAAUGAAGGGCUCCCCCUUCCAAAGCAUACCAAUCAUGGGACACAUCUGUGGAGUAAUCACCACACCAUUGAAACCUUUUCCUCUUUCACAGAUUAUGUAUUUACAUACAAAAAAAGAACAGUUUAGUUUGUGAGGUACAGAAGUACAAUAGACAAGUCUUAAGGGCAUUCAUCACAAAGGUUCCUGUACAGUAUUUGCAUCAGUAGGAUUUCUACAUUUUUAAAUUUUUUUUAUACAACAACUAAGGUUAGAAAGUUACAAGUUUGGCAAUGCGUUCAGUCAAGGUCUUGUCAAAAUGUACGAUACUGUUUUUAUAUUUGUUGUACCAUUUGAGUGAAAAUUUCAGAGUUCAUUAGGAAGGACAAGUACGUGUACUUUUGGUCUUUCCUGGGAAUCUGGCGUAAGACUUCUGACGUGCUAUGGUGAAAAGUCAUAGCGACCACACUCAAAAUGUGCCUAAAGGUGCACUCCACUUUUUCCCUAUCACAAUGGUUUGAAGUCAAAAACAGAAGGGGGGGUCAUUUUGGGGUGUUUGUAUUUUUGGAAAAAGUUAACCCUUGUUCUGUUUAAAUUCCAAGUUCUGUUGCAGGAUCAGAGACUUGAAAAUGUCAUUUUUCUUUCCAAUUUUGACAAUUGCAUUAUUUGUGGCCAGUCAGCAAUGUUAAAACAAUCGUCGGAAACAAGAGGGCCUAGCCGCCAGAAUAUCUCAUCACCUUUUUUUUUUUACCCCAAGUGUAAUGCCAUUGGAAAGCUCUUUUUCUGCUAAAAGUUUAUUUAAAAAUAGCAAUUCAAGCUCAUUUUGUGGUGACAGGUCACAAAUGCUGUAGUCUGUACCAAUCAACUGACCAAUGAAGGCAAAAUGUUACAAAUUGAGCAACUUAUGCUCACGUCAGGUUAAACAGGUCUUGAGAAAACUUUACACCCAUGCACGUUGCAGCGAUUACAAAAAAAACCCAGUUAACAUGCUCAAAAAGAUGACGUCCAAAAAUAGAUGGCUCAUAGACGAAUGCUGACAAAAAUAGAAAUAACUGUAAAGUUGAACCCUGUUUAUGAAGCAUUGUAUUGGCAAAAUGUUCAAGAUGCAAGAGGUCCUUUGGUGCGUCUUAACCAAUGAUACAUAAAAAUAAAUGAAGGCUUUGCAUGACAGCCAUCUUGCAGGGCUGUUGUUUUGUUCCACUGAAAACUUUUGGCCUCCAAGAUGGCAGCUGUGCAAGCCCUCCAUAAAAAUGACAUGUCUUCAACCUGGUCUAUCAAAAUAAGGAACAAGUCCAGUGUUUCUGCAUUUCAGGAUUGCCUCUAAUUAUUUGCGUGUAUUUACAUUCAUGGUUUGUUUGUUUUUAAAUCUGUAUUCAAUGCUGCUUUAUAAUUGUGUGAAAAUUGUUUUACGACAUAAAAAAGCAUACUUUAAUAUCAA